Brassica rapa (field mustard) is the source of this 1717-nucleotide messenger RNA. RefSeq names its product 5'-adenylylsulfate reductase-like 4. Lineage: Eukaryota; Viridiplantae; Streptophyta; Magnoliopsida; Brassicales; Brassicaceae. The record is from RefSeq and is a predicted model, not a curated record.
AUUAUAUACUAUACAUAUAUUAUAAAUAUUGUAUAAAUUCCAUAAAUAAAUAUAAUUAAAUUAUACCUCGAUGAGUAUAUUUUUUAAUUUUACUUUCACUAAAUAUGGAAUUAAUUGUGCAUAUACAUAUAUUUAAAAUAUUGUACAAAUUACAUAAAUUAUUAAUUUAAAAAAUAAGAAAAACAUAAACUACAUAAAAGUUUAAUUAUUAAACAAAAACUGUAAUUUCUAAAAUUAAAUUAAAGGAUUAUAAGAUUAAUUUCAUAUUAAAAUUAAUCAAAGGAAUGAUGAGACGAAUUUAUAAAGUCAAAAGUAUAAAAGGACCAAUUGAUUCUAAAAUAAUUCCGGUUUAUAUAAUCACAUUCUAAAAGAAAAAGGCUUGGCUUUCAGGCUUUGUUCCUACGAGCAAACCCAGUUCUCGCCCAGCAACCACAACCGCUUCUUCUUCUUCCUCCUCCUCUCAUUUUAUUUUUUCCAUUUAUAUCUUCCAAUACCUCCUUACCGCUAUUGAUUCCAUUCGAUUUCUUGAAUUCUGUUGGGGGAAAGAAGAAGAGAGCUUGUAGGGAGGGUAUCAAUUAGUAUUCACUAAUGGAGAAAUGGAUCUUUUUGUUGCUGUUGGUGAUUGUGUUUGGGAAGCUAACGUUCGUUGCCUUCUGCGCUAGGGUUCCGAUUUGUACUCCGAGGUCUGUUAAAGAUUACUACACCUUUGAGUUACGCGAUCCGACUUGUCCACUUUCUGACGAAUUACACGAGCGUCUUCCUUUUGUUGCCGUCACCGAGGGUGAUGAGCGUUGGUUGCAAACAGCUUUGGAUAUGAUUCACAAAAACAAGUGUAACUAUGUGGCUUUGCUCUUCUAUGCAUCAUGGUGUCCUUUCUCAAUCUCCUUUAGACCAAGCUUCCAUGUCAUCUCUUCUCUCUACUCCUCAAUUCCUCACUUUGCAAUAAAGGAAUCAUCCGUUAAGCCAAGCACCCUCUCUAAGUAUGGAGUUCAUGGGUUUCCUACUCUCUUGCUUGUGAAUUCAACAAUGAGGGCACGGUACCGAGGAACUAGAAUGCUUGAUUCUCUUGUUGCUUUCUACACCGAUGUUACCGGCAUUGAGACGCUGGAUAAGACUUCCAUCGAGAAAAGCGUACCAGUUCCUCAUCUUGGCAACGAAGACAAUACUGAGCCAGAGAACUGCCCUUUCACAUGGGCGAGAUCACCCGAGAAUAUGAUUCGCCAAGAGACCUGUUUGGCUCUUGCUGUCGCAUUCAUUCUGUUGAGAUUGCUCUAUUUGGUUUAUCCUGCACUCGUUGUGUUGAUGAAGUACACUUGGAGACGGAUUGCUCAUAACUUGAGACAGGAAAGCCCGUCGGGUUUCUCAGCCGAGCUGUACAACUAUGCAUGCAUCUUAUAGAGCCUUGCAAGAGGAGAAAUCUGCAGGGAGGAGCCAGCCAUGAACGCUAGAGCAUUGGCCUCCUAGUCUUUGGCCACUGUCUCAAUUGGGGAUUCAAGCUCAUCAAACAGAGUAAGUUCAGCUAGUUCUCAGUGACUUCAAAAUUCUAGAAAGAUAGCAAAUGUGGUCAGCUAAAAUGCUUGGCUGUAGCAGCCAUAUGUUACACCUUUUUAGGAUACAGUUUUGCCUCUUUCCUGUAUAAUCCAUAGCUGAACAGUUUGUACCAAAAGUGUAUCGAUGGCAAUAUUAUAAAAGUCAAUUCAUGAUGUUUCUGUCAAUA